This is a messenger RNA of Colletotrichum tamarilloi, 1827 nucleotides long. RefSeq lists its product as uncharacterized. Gene Ontology annotation, molecular function: protein binding; oxidoreductase activity. The transcript is spliced from 3 exons. NCBI's taxonomy places the organism in Eukaryota, Fungi, Ascomycota, Sordariomycetes, Glomerellales, Glomerellaceae. The record is from RefSeq and is a predicted model, not a curated record. Bases 1 to 1827 code for a protein of 608 amino acids.
AUGUUGACAAAGCACCUCGCCUCUUGUCUCGCUCUGCUGCCACUCCUCAGUGGACAGUCAGCUGCCGCCCCUGCGCCCUCCAAGUGCACCUUAGCAACCACCGAGACGUGGGAAGUACUCAAACCCUUGGUCGGCGGUCCUCGCCAGGAGCACGCCGCCGUGGCUCUCGGCGAUAGUAUCUACGUUGUUGCCGGCAUCGAACCCGACGCAAGCCAGCCGACUGGUGUCUCCACAAUUGACUCUGUGGAGGUGUACAACGUUCCCAAAGACGAGUGGUCCUUCGUCGCGCCCCUCCCGAUCCCUAUGAACCACGCCAAUGCCGCUGCGGCCAACGGCAAGAUCUACAUUCUCGGCGGACUCUCCGGCGGUGCGGCCUUCCGCGCGCUUCCAAACUGCUACGAGUAUGAUCCUGAGACCAACACGUGGACUGAGCUCCCUCCCAUGCCCAAUGGCACGGAGAGGGGCAGUUCCAUCCUUGGUGUCACUGGCGAUAGGAUUAUUGUUGCCGGCGGCAUCAGUCUGCUCGAGCUCGGAGAAGAUGGGCUCCAAGAGACUGUCGAUACUGUCUCGUCUUACAAUUUUAUCACAAAGGAAUGGGAGCCAUUACCUAGUCUACCUGAAGGCCGCGAGCACGCCGGGGGUGGCGUCAUCGGAAACAACUUUUACGUCGUCGGCGGCCGUUUCCGUAGCCAGACGGCAGUCCGCGACACAGUUUACGUCCUCGAUCUCAAGACGCUCAAGUGGAGCGAGCGAGCGCGAAUGCCUACCCCUCGAGGUGGUGUCUCAGUGGCUAUUGUCGGGCAACGAAUCUACACCUUUGGGGGCGAAGGAAAUCUGGAUCCGGAGGCUGGUUUCGUGUUUAACGAAACGGAGGUGUACGACACGCGCACCAACUCCUGGGAGAAGCUUCAGCCGAUGAACACCCCUCGUCACGGCAUGGCGGCUGUUGCGUACAAUGGAAGUGUCUACACGCCCGGUGGUGGCAUUCGCGACUUUGGCAUCGUUGAUAACAUGGAGGUUCUUCACCCCAACACACUUAGCUGCUCCAUCAAGGAGACACUAGAAAACUCCCUCACUCUCAACGAAAACGCGAUCCCACCAGAUGCAUCAUCGCUCUCCAAAGACCAUGUCCUCAUCGAAGUCAUCUCAGCGGGCAUCAACCCCGUUGAGUACAAGCUGCCCGAGAUCCCAGUCUUUGGCAAGUUCAUGCUCCAGCCGGACACCAGUCCAGGCUCAGACUUUUGUGGCCGAAUCCGUUCCAAAAACGGUGCCGACGGAUUCUCCGAGGGUCAGGUUGUCUUCGGGGCCUUGAGCAUCGGGACCAAGCUCCCGCGGUUUGGUAGUCUGGGUCAGCUCCUCGUCGCUCCCUCCUCCAACAUUGCGCCGCUCCCUAUGGGCGUCGACCACGACGAUGCAGCUGCUAUAGGCACCGCUGGGUUGACGGCGUUUCAAUCUCUUCCAAAAGAGUCGUUGAAGCCAGGGUCUAAAGUCUUUAUCAACGGUGGAAGUGGCGGUGUUGGUUCCUUCACUAUCCAGUUCGCAAAGGCUGCCGGUGCCUAUGUGGUCGCAUCUUGUUCGACGGCAAAGGUCGAUCUUUGCAAACGUCUCGGGGCUGAUGAAGUUAUCGACUACCGCAAACUCAACGUUGUUACCGAACUCAAGAGAAAGGGGAGUGUUUUCGAUAUCGCUGUAGACAAUGUUGGCAGCACAGAGGGCUUGUACGAAAGCUGCUCGCAUUUCCUCAAGUCAGAGGGAGUGUUCGUGCAGGUUGAGGAAGUUUCAAUCCGUGAGGGUAACGCCGAGCCAAGAGGAUCUGAGCUCAAUUAG